Molecule: messenger RNA, 3791 nt
Organism: Telopea speciosissima
Lineage: Eukaryota; Viridiplantae; Streptophyta; Magnoliopsida; Proteales; Proteaceae
Exons: 8
Coding region: 139-3513 (1124 amino acids)
Source: RefSeq, a predicted model, not a curated record
UUCUUCCUUCCUCCAAAACGAAAAGGAGGAGAAGGGCUCUCUUCGUUUUCCUUUGGAACGCCCAAAGGCCUAUCUUCUUUCGCCACUUACCAGUUGCCAGUGCUUCAGAUUCGGCGUUAAUCUUCGGUUCCUUCUCAGAUGAAUAAUUCUGAUAGUUAUUGUUUUAGGGGAUGGAGACUACCUACACUGGCCUUGUUUCUUUUUCUUUGCUCCGUUGAUAUCGUUUUCGCUGAUUCGAAUCGAAAUCACUGUCUCGAAUGGCAGACCCUUACCGGGAGAAAAUUUUCAUCUCAGAUCCGUCUUCAUCCACACAUUCUGCUCAUUGUCACAGUUCCUUGGUCUGGUGAGUCGCGAUCCCUUAUGAAGGAGUUGGCACAUUUGUCUGCUUAUAAAAAAGAGAGAGUUCAUCUUCCAAAGCUAAUGGUUGUAUAUAGAAAUACUGACAAGAUGCUUGCAGACUUCCUUGGUGCUACCAAGGAACUAACAGUAUUCUGCUAUCACUACUCUAUGUCAUAUAAGUAUCAAGGGAGACUUAGAGCACAUAAUAUAUUAUCUUCCUUUGAUCAUCUUGUCUCUCUUCAACCUGAAGAUCUCCCUUUCAAAGCCUUAAACACUGCGGAAGACUUAAAAGCAUUCUUGGGGUCAACAGACAAGUCUGUACUUCUGCUGGAAUUUUGUGGAUGGAGUGCCAAAUUGUUGGCCACAGGAGCCAAUGGUAAUGAAAGUUCUUUCCAUGUGCACGAUGCAAAAGAAAAUGGGGUUAUUUUUGGGGCAAAGUUGCAUGGAGAAACCAAUAAAACACUUCCAUCCAAGGGGGAGAUAAAUGAGAAGGGGCUGAGAAAUGAAAAGCUUACUUGUGAGGUCAAAAAUGGGCUUAAUGGAAUACCUUGGCUGGAGAGAUUUUCCUUGGCAAAUGACAGUGCUCCUCUGCUGGAUUCUGAAUUUAUGACAUCCGAUGUUGGUAUCUCCUGUACAUUUGAUGAGUUUCAGCUGUUUGAUUCAUUCUUAUCAAAGUUCACAACAACAGCAAGAGAGUUCUUUCUUCCUCCUGAAAGGCACAGGUUUGGGCUGGUUUCUGAUCGAGCACUGCUGUCAUCUCUGGGUGUUGGUGAUUCUGAUUCAUAUUCAUGGUUGGUAAUGCUUCACUAUGCGGGAUGUCCCAAUUGUUCAGAGAUUCUUAAAAGAGGAGAGGACCUCCGAAGUGUUCUGCAGAUGCACCACUCUCCUGUUAUUGAGCUUGAAGGUGAAGGCCGUGAUCUCGAGCCUGCGUUACCCAUAAACAUGCCAUCAGUAAUUCUUUUUGUGGAUCGAUCAUCUGAAUCAUUGGAUAUUAGACAAAAGAGUAUGGAUGCUCUUAACACUUUUAGGGAGAUAGCUUUGCAGAAUGAGCUUUUCCAUCAGAGGGCUGGACAACACAGUGUUAAAUUCAGAGAAUACUCAUCCCUACCUUCUAAAGGACUGAGGAGAAGUAUAUCCAAUCAAGAUGGAAACCAAAGAGGAGAAUUCUCUUCAGCAACUCAAAUGGCCAAGCUCCAGGACAAGAUGGCUGUUGUGAUAAUCAACGAGGAUGGAAAAGUUGCUUUAAAUAAUAUAGCGGCAGAUAAGCAGUUCCAGUCCGUCAAUGACAUCUUAGGGCACCUGCUUCAGCAGAAGAAAGAAGCAAAAUUAAGUUUUCUUGCAAAGGAGCUAGGCUUCCAGCUUCUAUCUGAUGAUUUUGAUGUGAAACUAGCAGAUCUAUUACCAUCACAGAAGGAAACUGCUCAAUCUGUAGAAGUUCCAUCAGAAUUUCCAAUGGAAGAUACUGGUGAAAGUAGUAUUAUUCCGGGAAAAUAUAAUUUACCGAGUAGUGCAAGUGCAACUGCAGUUCAGCAUGAGGAACUGGCUGGUGUUACUUUUGUUAGACCUUCCCCAUAUCAAAAAGAAAUGGGAGGUUAUGCUGAGGAGGAUCCUCAGUCUAUUUCUGUAGAACCAGACAAAGCUCCCAUGCCUGGUGAAAAUAGUUUUCCCAAGGUUAUGAACUUAGAGGAGGAAAGUUCUGUGAAGAUUGGCCAACAACAUGUUGGGCAAAAGGUUGAACACCAACAAUUCAGAGGUUGUUUUUUCUUUUCUGAUGGUGGCUACCAAUUGCUGAGAACCCUUUAUGGUGGAUCCAAAAUUCCGUCUAUGUUAGUUCUUGAUCCUAUUUCACAAAAACACUAUGUCUUCCCAGAAGAAGUUUUCUGCUAUUCUUCCUUGGCUAAGUUUCUUGAUGGAUUUUCUAAUGGAAAGCUGAACUCAUAUCAGCGUUCAGAAACCAUAAUCGAAAGUCCUAGGGAGCCCAUCCAUCCUCCAUUUGUAAAUUUGGACUUUCAUGAGGUGGAUCCGAUCCCUCGAGUCACUGCCCACACAUUUUCUGAGUUGGUUCAAGGCUAUAAUCAGUCAAAUUCGCAAAAUGUUGGGCAUGCUUGGAUGAAGGAUGUUCUGGUGCUUUUUAGCAAUAGUUGGUGUGGAUUUUGCCAGAGAGCAGAGUUAGUUAUUCAUGAAGUAUACCAGGCCUUCAAGGGCUACCUGAACGUGUUGCAGGGAGGAUCUAGAAAUGGAGAAUCACAACAUAUUCCUGAUAGAUCAAAAGAUGCAAUUUUAAACGAGCUUCCACAGAUUUUCUUGAUGGACUGUACAUUUAACGACUGCAACUCUCUUCUAGAAUCAAUGGGUCAGAAAGUACUUUACCCGGCACUGGUGUUAUUUCCAGCAGGGAAGAAGAAUGCUAUCUUUUAUGAAGGGGAUAUGGCUGUAGCUAACAUAAUUAGGUUUGUAGCAGAUCAUGGAAGUAAUUCUCUUAUUAGUGAAGGUAUUUUGUGGAAUGGAGCUGGAAAAAGAGGUGUGAGGUCGUAUCUGUUAAAAAAUGAGUCUCCAAUUAUAGUUAAUGAAAAUGAUCCUCUUGUGAAGAGAAAUUUCCAUGAAAUCAUCUUUAAGCUCAAGACACCUGCUGAAACUUUAGAAAACAAUCAGAUUGAAUCAGACAUAUCCAAGGACCUAUAUAAAGCAUCACCUCAUGUGCUUGUUGGCUCUGUCCUUACUGCCACUGAAAUGCUUCUCAGUGCCCCCCCAUUUGAUAAUUCUGUGGUUCUCAUUGUGAAGGCAGAUCGCAGUACAGGUUUUCAAGGUUUGAUUAUUAAUAAAUACAUCAGCUGGGACACUCUCCAGGAAGUAAAUGAUGGGUUAGAACUUCUAAAGGAGGCUCCUCUGUCCUUUGGAGGCCCAGUUUUAUUUAAAGGAAGGUAUCUAGUCAGUUUAUCUCGAGUAGUUACUGAACCAGGGUAUUCUGAGGUCCUUCCAAGUGUAUACUUUCUUGAUCAGUUAGCCACAACCAAAGUUGUUGAGGGGCUCAAAUCUGGAAACCAAAUGGUUAAGGACUAUUGGUUCUUUUUUGGGUCCUCGAGCUGGGAAUGGAAUCAGCUCUUUAAUGAGAUUGCUGAAGGGGCUUGGCAUGUAAACAAUGAGCAUGGACAGUUAGAUUGGCCUCAAAGGUGAGCAUUAAGGCAAGUUAUUGUAAAUGGUAGUUUGUGUGGCAGAGUUUUGAAUUUCGGCAGCUCGGAACUGUAGGAGACUAAACAGAGGACUACUACAGCAAUGGCGAGGGUGUUAGGGCCCUUUAGCAUUGGGGUACCAUUCUGGGUUUUAUUUUUGACACCUUAAAACUGUAUAUUUGGUUGUACUUUAGCUAUUUGUUUUGGUUCCAAAAUGAGCUUCAUACUUGAUAUAUAUCAAUCAGCUUAUUUGAGAUUUGAUUAGAAAUAGCUGUAGUGAGA